Molecule: messenger RNA, 327 nt
Organism: Strongylus vulgaris
Lineage: Eukaryota; Metazoa; Nematoda; Chromadorea; Rhabditida; Strongylidae
Source: the annotation of a GenBank genome assembly
AUGCAGACGGAUAAUGUGGAAUUGAAAAAACUCGUGUACUUGUACCUUAUGAAUUAUGCCAAGAGUCAACCCGAUCUUGCCAUAAUGGCAGUUAAUACUUUUGUCAAGGAUUGCGAAGAUACGAAUCCGUUAAUUCGAGCGCUUGCUGUUCGCACUAUGGGUUGCAUCCGUGUUGAGAAAAUUACGGAAUACCUGUGCGAACCUCUUCGUAAGUGCAUGAAGGAUGAAGAUCCAUACGUGCGUAAAACUGCAGCGGUAUGCGUCGCCAAACUUCAUGAUAUGAAUCCUAAACUCGUGGAAGAACAAGGUAUUUCAUGGUUUGGCUAG